Messenger RNA from Pseudozyma flocculosa PF-1, 1089 nucleotides. RefSeq lists its product as uncharacterized. The transcript is spliced from 5 exons. Gene Ontology annotation, biological process: lipid metabolic process. Gene Ontology annotation, molecular function: phosphoric diester hydrolase activity. The record is from RefSeq and is a predicted model, not a curated record. NCBI's taxonomy places the organism in Eukaryota, Fungi, Basidiomycota, Ustilaginomycetes, Ustilaginales, Ustilaginaceae. The coding region runs from base 1 to 1089 and encodes 362 amino acids.
AUGAACAUCCAGCCUUCGAUGCCCGAGUGCUGGGGACACCGCGGUGCCUCGGCGACCUUCCCCGAGAACACCAUCGCAAGUUUUGAAAAGGCCAUCGAGGACGGCUCCGAAGGUCUCGAAAGCGACGUCCACAUCACCACCGACAACGUCAUUGUCAUGUUCCAUGACCCGACGCUCGAGCGCACCACCGACGGCAAGGGUCUCAUCUACGAGCACGCCUACUACGGCGAGGGCGGCGUCGAGCACGUGCGGACGCUCAAGGAGCCCCGCCAGCAGAUUCCGACGUUCAAGCAGGUCUGCGACCUCUUGAUGCGUCCCGACGGCAAGCACGUCAAGCUCAAUCUUGAUAUCAAGCCCGACAACGACCCGGACCGCCUCUUUCCGCUGAUGCGCGAGAUCAUCGAGUCGUACCCGGACUUUGAGACGGACCUGGCGCCGCGCCUCAUCCUCGGGCUGUGGCACCCCAAGUUCCUCCGCUCGGCGCUGGUCAACGUGCCCUCGAUGAAGCGGAUCCACAUCGGCGCGUCGCCCGCCGCGGCGCGCGAGUACUUCUGGAACGACUGCUCGGGCUUCAGCAUGUACUUUGCCUGCCUCGUCGGCGCCGAGGGCCAGGCGUUUGUCGCCGAGGCGCAAAAGGCGGGCAAGGACAUCUACGUCUGGACCGUCAACCGCAAGGACGAGAUGAUCGAGGCGACGCGGUGGGGCGUCAAGGCGGUCCUUACCGACAAGACGGCCCUGUUCCAGGACCUGCGGAAAAACAUGACCGACGACUUUGCCACGACGCGGCAGGAAGAGGUCGGCAUCUUCUUCCGCUGGGCGACGUGGCGCUACUGGACGCUGCCGCAGUUUGUCAUCCAGACGCUGUGGAAGGCCAACAUCGAGAAGCGCGCCGGGUGCUCCUUCAACCUCAAGGACGACGUCGCCGCCGCCCUCAUCCAGCCCUCGUCGGCGGCGGCCUCGAGCGAUCUGGAAAAGGGCCAGGCGCACGAGGAUGCCGUCGUUGGCGGCUCCCACGCGGCUGCGGCCUACCCCAAUGAGAAGCUGGGCGGCACGCUCGCGGCGUCGGCGCCCGUCGCUGCAUCGGCAUAG